AUGGACUGGCAUCAAUUCCUGGAUCCGCAGCUUGUCCUCGGAGUGGGGGCAUUUGCCCUUGGUCUGGCUAAUGCCUACGUUCAGAGGCAUUUUAAUCGCCAAGCUCAAACUGAGAACACCAAUCAGCCCGAGAAUGAAGAGCCCAGAGUGUCCGAUGCUACAGGGGAAUCCGAGCCAAUUACUUCAAUUCCCAUAGAAAGCCCAGACGGUAAGAAUAUUUUGAUGCAGUAA
Molecule: messenger RNA, 231 nt
Organism: Dibothriocephalus latus
Lineage: Eukaryota; Metazoa; Platyhelminthes; Cestoda; Diphyllobothriidea; Diphyllobothriidae
Source: the annotation of a GenBank genome assembly